Molecule: messenger RNA, 708 nt
Organism: Aethalodelphis obliquidens (Pacific white-sided dolphin)
Lineage: Eukaryota; Metazoa; Chordata; Mammalia; Artiodactyla; Delphinidae
Gene: POU2AF2
Product: POU class 2 homeobox associating factor 2
Exons: 3
Coding region: 1-708 (235 amino acids)
Cellular component (GO): nucleus
Molecular function (GO): sequence-specific DNA binding; transcription coactivator activity
Source: RefSeq, a predicted model, not a curated record
AUGCCAGGCUCACCGGUGAUGUCAGGUUACUAUGGUGUCAGGAGAUCCCUCCUAACCGACUCGGACUUCCACAACAGUAAACAGUUCACAAACGAUGCUUGCACCCGAACUGUGGCGAAGGACAUUGCCUGCGAGUCCUCGGCAGCGCAGGGCCACCCGGCCCACCUGGACUCCUACUUCCCAGAGCUCUACGGGGACCACCGCCCCACGGCCCUGACCCCCAACAGCGACUCCCUAAUCAGCGCUUCACCUCUGCCACAGCUCCUGCCUCUGCCCUUCCCCAGCGAGCCUGCACACUUCGUGCUGAGGGACUCAUGGGAGCAGAUGGUGCCCGAAGGCCUCAGCCAACCAGACCCCGUGCCGACCGAUGCCCUGCAGAGCUUGGCGCCCAGCACAGGCUGCCUCUCUCAGCUAGAGUCGGGGAGCACUGCCCAGCACAGGAGCUCCGGUUGGGCGGCACCCCUAGCGGGGGUUCAGUCCUACUCUCUGCACACACUGGAGGAUCUGUACCACGUGCAGGGGUACCCAACCCCAUCCCCCUACCCCUUCACCUCUUCCAUGACAAUGUCCGAUGACCCACCACCCAAGGUGGGGCCCUUCUCCCCGGACGAGGGGGCAGACACUUCUGUCCUCCAGGACCCUUCUCCGUGGACCAAAGAAGAUGGGAGCCUGGCAUGGGGGGCAUAUGAGUGCCGCCGAGCUUACUGA